Messenger RNA from Ipomoea triloba (trilobed morning glory), 1677 nucleotides. Its product is annotated as Werner Syndrome-like exonuclease. NCBI's taxonomy places the organism in Eukaryota, Viridiplantae, Streptophyta, Magnoliopsida, Solanales, Convolvulaceae. Gene Ontology annotation, biological process: nucleobase-containing compound metabolic process. Gene Ontology annotation, molecular function: 3'-5' exonuclease activity; nucleic acid binding. The record is from RefSeq and is a predicted model, not a curated record. The coding region runs from base 46 to 966 and encodes 306 amino acids. The transcript is spliced from 7 exons.
UAAAGUAGGCGCGCAGCACUGAACUCUCUGCCUCUCCGGGAAGAAAUGGAAACAUCAGUCCCUUCAUCGAUGUCCGGUUUAGACGACUGGGAUCGUCCUUUCACUGAUCUAGAGCUCCUAGAAAUCGAAGCCGCUUUUCAAUCUGCCACCAACAAGCGCAACGAUUCGGAUAAGUCCUCCGCUCCCGCUGCCGAAGACGAGGUUAACGGCGAUGGAAAUAAAUUUCGCCGGAACCAUCGCCGGAGACUGCCUGAAUCACUCUUCUCCACUUCUUUUUCCCUGGCCCCAUGCCCUAGAAGUCGAUUUAAGCAUCAAUUGAAUAGGUUCCCCGCACUAGCAUUCAGGGGGCGUGUUGUAUAUAGCAGAACUGCAGUUGAGGCAGAGAAAUCUGCAGCAGAGCUUUUAAAUUUUAUUGAAACGAGGAAGAGAGCAGAAGGUGUAGUUGCUCUGGGAUUUGACAUUGAAUGGAAACCCACUUUCAAAAGAGGUGUUGCCCCUGGGAAAGCGGCUGUUAUGCAGAUAUGUGCGGAGAUGAACCGUUGUUAUGUUUUCCACAUAUUCCAUUCUGGAAUCCCUCAAAAUCUGCAGACACUUCUUGGGAAUUCUGUUACUGUGAAGGUGGGAGUAAACAUCGCGAAUGAUGCUCAUAAGGUUUUUCUAGAUCAUAAUGUACCUGUAAGAAAUUUGGAAGAUCUAUCUGCGCUAGCCAAUCUAAAGAUUGGUGGAGUUCCCAAAAAUUGGAGUCUAGCAUCAUUGACAGAAACACUCUUUUGCAAACAGCUCCCUAAGCCAAACCAUAUAAGAUUGGGAAAUUGGGAGACUCCAGUUUUAUCAAAAGAACACCUAAAUUAUGCUGCCACAGAUGCUUUUGUUUCAUGGCACCUAUAUCAGGCGUUGAAGAGCCUUCCUGAGCCUGAGGCUGUUGAUAAUAAGAGCAAUGAACCAGAGCAUGUGAGCAGUGAGUGAGUCCAAGUGUCCAACCAUCUUGCUUGAUGCCGUUAUAUAUCCAUUUGCUCUAGCCAAACCUUUUCUUAUCCAGAGGCACAAGUCACUGCUUAUGAGGUACUUUUAGCUAGUGCAAUGCAUCCUGAACCUUAUUGGAGGAGUGUCAGUUUCUCAAUCUGGAUCAUAUUACUGAAUUAGUUCAUAGAAUCAUAGCUAUUUGUUUGGUUAAAGUUAUUCUUCUGUGAUAAGAAAUGGUGUUCUUUGGUUAUGUACCCAUCUUUCUCUCUUGAAAUCAAUACUUUCGUUGUAAACGAUAUCAUCAAAAACCUUGCUUCUGGUUCGUUUCAAGGAGUGAGAUUAGUUUGAUACAUAAAAUUUUCAUCGGUCCUGAUCAGUCCUGAAUUACAGAAUUUUCUCUGCUUCAAGAAACUCAUACUGCACCAUGCAACAAGUCCUCAAGUAUUGUUGUAUACUCCCCAAUGAGAAGUCACCAAGAAGUUGGAAAAGGAGUUGAAGUUGAUUGUGGUUUCUCCAGAAUAUCAAGUGGCAUUUGAUGAUCUUGUGCAAUAGAAGAUUGAUACUUGUCAGAGAAUUAAAUAGUUUUUAUUUAUUUAUUUAUUUUUAUUUUUUUGGUUGAGAAAUUGAGUCUUUUCUUCUAUGCUGUGAUAUUUUACUGAAUUUGCUGCCCCCCUGCAAAAAAGAUGGAUUGUGUAUCUAUUUUAAAUUGAACAU